AUGCAACGACCUCAACAAGUAAUCACGCCGGUCGCUCCCGUCCAGUUCAAACGUAUUAGAAAUGGUGCAACUGUGUUCGCAGAUUUCGGCGCUGAUGUCUACGGAAACCUCCAAAUAAACAUUCCUCCUCCCGUUGCUGCAACCACCCUCGCAAUUCGCCUGGGCGAGAAAUUAGACGCGACAGGGGCUAUCGAUCGAAGGCCAUACGGAAGCGUGAACUAUCGAUGGUUGACGUUGGUUACACAGCCUAAUAGAACUGUGUACCAGAUUGAUAUUCCUCCAAAGCCACGGCACAGUAACCCGCAGGCGGUGCAUAUGCCGCCCCAAAUAGGCGAAGUUACCGUUUUCCGUUAUGCUGAGAUCGAUAACGCCCCGGCCAAUUUAAAUGCAGAGGCCUUGCAUCAGUUAUGGGUGCAUACUGCCUUUGACGAUAACAAUAGCUUUUUCAGGAGCUCCAAUGAUACGCUAAAUGCUGUGUGGGAUUUAUGCAAGCAUACCAUCAAGGCUACUACGGCGUUUGGUGUCUAUGUUGACGGUGAACGAGAGCGUAUUCCAUACGAAGCGGAUUCGUACAUCAACCAGCUUUCGCACAUGGCCGUUGAUGCGAAUCCUGAGGUGGCUCGAUACACUUUCGAGCACAUGCUCAAAAAUCCAACUUGGCCGACAGAGUGGAGCCUGCACAUGCCAAUGAUUGCAGCAUUCGAUUAUAUGUUUACAGGCGAUAUUAAAUUGACCAGCGACAACUAUGAGGCUCUCAAGAAGAAACUAUUGAUGGACAAGGCUCGUGGGGAUGGUCUCAUCCGUGCGCCAGGAAUAGUAGACUGGCCGGCUGGGGAGCGAGACGGCUUCAAUGACGGCGACCAACAAAAUCAAUCUGGUCCGGAAAUAAAUACCGUCGUCAACGCAUUUUACUACCAUGCGUUACUGGAAAUGGCAAUUGUCGCAAAAGCAGCUGGGCGAAUUGAAGAUGCUAUUCUGUUUAAAUCAAGGGCAAAGGCAGUCUGUAAUGCAUUCAAUGCCGUUUUCUUCGAUCGGGCACGGGGUAUUUACGUCGAUGGCGAAGGUUCAACUCAUGCGUCGCUACAUGCAAAUAUGUUUCCCCUUGCCUUCGACCUCGUUCCGCGAGGCUAUCAAAACCAAGUCGCAGAUUUUGUACAGUCGCGUGGAAUGGGAUGUAGUGUCUAUGGUGCUCAAUACCUGCUAGAAGCGCUCUACAAAGCAGGAAGAGAUGAAUACGCAUUACAAUUGAUGACCUCACAUAGCGACCGGAGUUGGUGGCAUAUGAUCGAACUUGGUUCAACAAUGACACUUGAAGCUUGGGAUGUAAAAUACAAACCAAAUCUUACGUGGAACCACGCAUGGGGCGCUGCUCCAGCGAACAUCAUUUCACGGUAUAUCCUAGGCGUUCGUCCAUUGAAGCCCGGUUUCGAAAAAAUCCUGAUCGCACCCCAGCCAGGAAGUUUGGAAGAACUACACGGCAAAGUCCCGACAAUGAGAGGACCCGUCUUUGUCAAGUUUCAACCAGGCGUUCUCGAAAUUGACAUUCCGGAAGGAACAACCGCUCGUGUGUUGAUUCCAUACAAACUGGCACAGUCGCAGCAAUUCCCACCCCAACUUUCAAUCAACGGGAUAAAAGAGUCAGCUAAAGCAGAAAGCGGGUACAUCGUCGUCGAUGAAGUUGGGCCAGGAAAGUCAAGGUUUGAAUUUUAA
Messenger RNA from Orbilia oligospora ATCC 24927, 1710 nucleotides. RefSeq lists its product as uncharacterized. NCBI's taxonomy places the organism in Eukaryota, Fungi, Ascomycota, Orbiliomycetes, Orbiliales, Orbiliaceae. Gene Ontology annotation, biological process: carbohydrate metabolic process. The transcript has a single exon. The coding region runs from base 1 to 1710 and encodes 569 amino acids. The record is from RefSeq and is a predicted model, not a curated record.